CAUUCAAUCAAAUACAUCAUUUGGCAUAUAUCUCUCUCUUUCUCUUUCUUUUUUUCUAUAGCAUUGGUUGGAAUAGUAUUCUAAUAAACCAAUAAAACAUAUUGCUUCAAAAUGAGAACUGAAGGUCUUGUUGGAUUUCUUCUCCUCUUUGUGGUCACUCUUUUUGUGGCUGCAUCCGCUGGUAACUUUAAUCAAGAUUUUGAAAUAACAUGGGGUGAUGGUCGUGCAAAAAUCCUUGAAAAUGGACAGAGUCUUAGCCUCUCUUUAGACAGAGCCUCUGGCUCUGGAUUUCGUUCCAAAAAUGAAUACUUGUUUGCAAAAAUUGAUAUGCAACUCAAACUUGUGCCCGGUAAUUCUGCUGGCACAGUUACUACAUAUUAUCUAUCUUCUCUAGGGCCUACUCAUGAUGAAAUAGACUUUGAAUUUCUUGGUAACUUGAGUGGCGAUCCUUAUACCCUUCAUACAAAUGUAUUCACACAAGGAAAAGGGAAUAGAGAACAACAAUUCCAUUUGUGGUUUGACCCCACCAAGGACUUCCACACUUAUUCUAUUCUUUGGAAUCCUCAAAGCAUCAUAUUCUCUGUGGAUGGAGCACCAAUAAGGGAAUUCAAGAAUUUAGCAUCAAAAGGGAUUGAUUUUCCAAAGAACCAACCAAUGAGAAUAUAUGCUAGUCUAUGGGAUGCUGAGAAUUGGGCCACUAGAGGUGGGCUUGUGAAAACUGAUUGGGCCCAAGCCCCAUUCACAGCCACAUAUAGAAACUUCAAUGCACAAGUUUGUGUUUGGACUUCUUCUGGCUCUUCUUGUUCUUCCAACAAAUCCCCAUCUUCUUCAUCAACUCAAUCAUGGUUAAGAGAAUCAUUGGACUCAAAUGGUUUAGCUAAAGUUCAAUGGGCACAAAAGAAUUAUAUGGUUUAUAACUAUUGCACCGAUACUAAACGUUUUCCACAAGGACCCCCUUCCGAAUGUCUCACAUAAAAACUAUUAUGUGUUGUCUUUUAUAAAAAACUCGUAUUUAGAUCCUCUAUAAUCACCGCACUAUGCAUUGAUCUCUAGAAUGGUUAAAUCCAAAAACUCUUUGCACCAUGAAGAAGUUAGAGGAUCUCUACACGUUUACGUUCGUACAUAUUUUAAGUGUAACAUAUUCGUAAACUUUUCUUUCUUUUUAUUGUGUAAAUUUACAAUUAAAACUAUAUUGAUGAUUGAUGUAUACUUGUAUAUGUAUUGUGUAUUAUUGCAUUGUUUGUAUGUGAAAAAAGGCAUUCAUGUAUAUUAUAAAGGCAUUCAUGUAUAUUAUAAAGGCAAUAAAUGAUGAAAUUGUAUAUUAUUUUGUUCAAAUAUUUAACUGUAUGAGUUUAA
This is a messenger RNA of Vicia villosa (hairy vetch), 1356 nucleotides long. RefSeq names its product probable xyloglucan endotransglucosylase/hydrolase protein 23. The record is from RefSeq and is a predicted model, not a curated record. Gene Ontology annotation, molecular function: hydrolase activity, hydrolyzing O-glycosyl compounds; xyloglucan:xyloglucosyl transferase activity. Bases 112 to 975 code for a protein of 287 amino acids. Gene Ontology annotation, cellular component: cell wall; apoplast. NCBI's taxonomy places the organism in Eukaryota, Viridiplantae, Streptophyta, Magnoliopsida, Fabales, Fabaceae. Gene Ontology annotation, biological process: cell wall biogenesis; xyloglucan metabolic process. The transcript has 3 exons.